Molecule: messenger RNA, 1043 nt
Organism: Malus domestica (apple)
Lineage: Eukaryota; Viridiplantae; Streptophyta; Magnoliopsida; Rosales; Rosaceae
Product: cyclin-J18
Source: RefSeq, a predicted model, not a curated record
CGCGCGCCCUAAAACUAGAGACUCCAAAGGCGGCGUAGAGAGAUGCAGAGUGAGUUCGCUGCGGCGGCGCUGCCUCUGCGAGCGCGCCUCCUUCACUUGCUCAUCGAAUCUGCUCAACAACUCCAAGUCGCUCCGAUAGUGAAAUACACCGCAUUGUCCCUCUUCGCUCAUCGAUUUUAUCCUCGAUGUUUGUCCCGGUUGGAGGAACGGGCAAAUGAUGUAGCAAACUGGCUUUUGUAUCCCUUGAGAGAAAGCAAUUUGCAGCUGUUUGCGCUUGUUUCGCUGUGGAUUUCAACGAAAAUACACACUUCUCCGCAUUUGUCUGUGAAGAUAUUCAAGUCUUUGGGGGACAGCAUCAUCAAGGAGCAACACUACGUUCGAGAUUACUUGGAAGCGGAGGUGGUUUUAAUGCAGGAAGUGAAUUUUGAGAUUGGCAUGAACAAUAUUGCUUUUGUACACUUUGAAGAGCUUCUGCUCCAAUUCAAGGGAGUCGCAAAAGUUGGGGAACUUGUGAACUUUGAAGCAGGCAUGGACAUCAUGGAUCUUCUUUACGAAAAGGAGGAGACAUCGAUGCUCUACACCAAUCCUCGCUCUCUCGCUGCAUCGGUCUUGGUUGCUUCAUAUAUCAUCACCGUACCUAAACAGAUGUUGGAAUUUCCUGUUCUUCCUUGGGUUAAGUUUGUAACAGGAUGCGAUGAAGAGUUUAUUCUUGAUACUGUCACAGGCAUUCUUAAGCACGUUUUCGACGCUUCUCGCUAGAUAGGACUUCUGAACAGAGCAACUAAUAUGGUGUGUUACGUUAAGUACGAUUUCAUUGAAAUCUUUCUUCGUUUCUAUGUGCAAACAAGAUGCAAAACCACUUGGAUGCAAUUCUUGUGCUGGUAAAUCUUUGAAUUUACAUCUGGUUGACAAACUUGAAGAUUUCUUGUGUUGGAAUCCAAUACCAAAUUUACCAGUAGGAGUAUUUAAGGGAUGGGAACACUUCUAGUAAGUAGUCUCAAACAAUGUCCGACUGAUUUAUAUAAUUUGGGUAUUCCGUUACG